Molecule: messenger RNA, 577 nt
Organism: Setaria italica (foxtail millet)
Lineage: Eukaryota; Viridiplantae; Streptophyta; Magnoliopsida; Poales; Poaceae
Exons: 1
Coding region: 143-544 (133 amino acids)
Source: RefSeq, a predicted model, not a curated record
UGGGCAGAUCGAUGAGUGAGUAGUUGCAGCACGCCGGCCGGCCUUGCAUCAUCCACGUCCACGCACAUCGAUCUCCAUCGAUCUCUCAUCUAUAUAUACGGCUAGGUAGCUACUACGUGCUGACCUGUUCAGUUCUGCUGCUAUGGCUUGCUCCCGCCGCUUGCUCGCUGAGGCGGCGACGCUGCUGCUCCUCGUCCUCCUCCUGGCUGCCAGAACCGACGCGGAGGAGGAGAAGGCCAUCGCGGCGUUGCCCGCCCACGUCCACCUCGCCAGCAUCAGCACCAACGGCGGCGGUGCUGGGUCCUCCUCGCCGUCGUCGUCACCCUCGCCGGCGGGAGUGGGAGGAGGAGGAGAGAAGAAGGAGAGCAGCAAGGAGGACAAGAACAAGGAGAAGAAGCCUGGCAGCAGCAAGUGCGUGACGACCAAGGACUGUCACCUGAAGCGGCUUGUGUGCGCCAAGAAGUGCACCAUGGCCGCCCACAAGAAGUGCGCAGCCAAGUGCUCCCGCGCCUGCACCGCCGCCGGCCUCCCCAUCUGCACCUGAUCGAUCAAGCCUUUUUUCAAUCAUAUCUGCUUC